Molecule: messenger RNA, 1098 nt
Organism: Adineta steineri
Lineage: Eukaryota; Metazoa; Rotifera; Eurotatoria; Adinetida; Adinetidae
Source: the annotation of a GenBank genome assembly
AUGUCGUCUACUAGCAAUGAGAUUAAUCAAUUGAACGAAGCAGCAUCAGUAGCUGUUCUAGUUUUAUCAUUCAUAAGUUUUGUACCUGGUGGAAUCGGUCUGAUGUUUAACUUUCUUAUUUUCACUCGUCCAUCUCUACGUCGUGAACCAUGUGCAUUGUAUUUUCUCUCAUCAACAUGUUUCAGUUUUUUCGUUGUAUUCAUAAUAUUACCUGUGCGCAUCUUUGCAGUGAUCUUUAAUAUGGAUAUGGCUAAUUACAAUCGUGGAAUUUGUAAAAUAGAAUAUUUUGCUCUAUAUGCAACACGUGCAACAGCUUCAUGGUUAAUUGUAAUGGCAUGUAUCGAUCGCUUCAUCCAUAGUUCAUCAGAUGUAAAUAUUCGUCGAUUGAGUUCAUUAAAGACAACUAGAAUAGCUAUAGGACUAACCAGUAUUACAAUGAUCAUUCUACAUAUUCAUAUGAUUAGUUAUUAUGAAAUAACUUAUGUAUCUGAUCGAUUUGGUAAUAUUUCACCUUCAUGCAAUAGUCAAACUGGUACUUAUCGUACAUUUCUGGGAUUUUGGAAUAUGGCUGUGUACUCGUUUUGUCCAUCUUUCUUUAUGUUUCUCUUUGGUUUUCUUACACUUAAUCAUAUUCGUCUGCAUCAUCGUGUGAUUCCAGCGAAUGGUGAAACACAUAGAAUUGCUCGACGAACAGAUAUCCAACUCUUACGCAUGUUAACUGCUCAAGUGUUAGUAAUUAUCAUCUCUACUUUACCAUUUUCUAUCAAUCAACUCUACUCAUCGUUUACUAGCAGUAUUCCAAAGAGUACUCUUCGAAUUGCUCAAGAAAAUUUAGCAGCUCGUAUUGUAGGUACAACGACGUAUUUUGCUCAUUCAAGCAGCUUCUAUUUAUAUACACUAACAGGUUCAGUUUUUCGUAAAGAACUUUCCAACAUUCUUAGACGAUGUUGGCAGGCUGAUCGAAAUAUGUUCCCGAGGAUUCAGAAUGAAAUACAUCCAAUGUCACUUUUACAAAAAAGUCAACAAAUCACUGGUGUACGCAUUACUUCUCAACAGCCCAAACCAAAUAGCAAAAUCAUUCGAAAAAUCGAUAUUUAA